Molecule: messenger RNA, 1741 nt
Organism: Anoplophora glabripennis (Asian longhorned beetle)
Lineage: Eukaryota; Metazoa; Arthropoda; Insecta; Coleoptera; Cerambycidae
Product: elongation factor Tu
Exons: 4
Coding region: 123-1532 (469 amino acids)
Biological process (GO): mitochondrial translational elongation
Cellular component (GO): mitochondrion
Molecular function (GO): GTPase activity; GTP binding; translation elongation factor activity
Source: RefSeq, a predicted model, not a curated record
CAUAAAAACGUCCCCAGCAAUAAUUAGUGUAGUCUAUAAUUUUCCCAUGCCGAACUUUUAAGUAAAAUUUACAUUUUAUGUAACGCAAACAAAUUAAAAGAAUUUAAAAGUAUUACUUUAAAAUGUCCUCGAUUAUUGUGGCAAGAGCCCUGGCUCCAGCUAUUCACCGUAGUUUAAAGCAAUUAAUACACAAUGGAAAUAUUUCUAAACUACACAACUGCGCGAGGACAUUACAAAUUGUUUUGCCUCAAGGCAAUCAAAAAAGACUUUACUCCGAAAAAAAGGUAUUCGAACGUACGAAACCCCAUUGCAAUGUAGGCACCAUUGGGCACGUGGAUCACGGUAAAACUACGCUCACUGCAGCGAUAACAAAAGUCCUAGCAGACGCGAAACUAGCCAAAGCUAGGAAAUAUCAAGAUAUCGAUAAUGCGCCAGAAGAAAAAGCUAGGGGUAUUACUAUAAAUGUGGCACACAUCGAAUAUCAGACUGAAAAUAGGCAUUAUGGGCAUACUGAUUGCCCUGGUCAUGCAGAUUAUAUUAAAAACAUGAUCACAGGAGCAGCUCAGAUGGACGGUGCGAUCAUGGUCGUCGCGGCCACUGACGGCGUUAUGCCACAAACUAGAGAGCAUUUAUUGCUAGCGAAACAAAUUGGUGUGAAGCAUUUAGUUGUAUUCAUUAACAAAGUUGAUGCUGCCGACAAAGAAAUGGUAGAACUAGUUGAAAUGGAAGUAAGGGAACUGCUUUCGGAAAUGGGUUUUGACGGUGACAACAUCCCCAUUAUAUGCGGUUCAGCACUCUGUGCUUUGGAAGGCAAAAAUCCUGAAAUUGGUAGAGAUGCUAUCCUAAAAUUGUUGCAAGAAGUGGAUAACUACAUUCCUACUCCCGUAAGAGAACUGGACAAACCGUUUUUGUUGCCAGUUGAGCACACGUAUUCUAUUGCUGGACGAGGUACAGUGGUUACUGGACGGUUGGAGAGGGGUGUGCUUAAAAAGGGGGCCGAAUGUGAAUUUGUAGGUUACAAUAAAGUACUAAAGAGUACUGUCACAGGGGUGGAAAUGUUCCAUCAAAUUUUGGAAGAAGCUCAAGCUGGAGAUCAGUUGGGAGCUUUAGUAAGGGGGCUGAAGAGGGACGACGUUAAGAGAGGUAUGGUAAUGGCCAAACCCGGUACGGUAAAGAGCUACGAUCAAGUAGAAUCCCAAGUUUACAUUCUCAGCAAGGAAGAGGGUGGACGACCAAAGCCCUUCACGUCUUACAUCCAACUUCAAAUGUUCUGCCGAACGUGGGAUUGUCCCGCUCAAGUGAUAGUACCAGACAAGGAGAUGGUAAUGCCCGGUGAAGAUUCCAAGUUGAUACUGAAGAUGUUGAGGCCUAUGGUGCUAGAGGAAGGUCAGAGGUUUACUCUUAGGGACGGUUCCCAAACUCUAGGAACUGGCGUUGUUACGAAAACUUUGCCGAUGCUUACCGAGCAGGAGAGACAAUCACUGACGGAGGGUAAAAAAGCUAGGGAGAAGAAAGCGAAGAGUACGAAUUAAUUUUUAUUUUUAGCUGUAACUUAGAUGUAUGUUCACUUUUACUAUUCAAACAGUUUAAGUAUAAGCAAAUCUCUUGAAACUAGUUUUUUCCUAAGCUCGGAACCGAUUUCAGUAACGUUUUGUAUGAUAUUUAAAUAAAUUAGAAGUAUGUUUUAAAUAUACUGUACGAUGUUGCAUUUGUGAUUUAAUUUAAUAAAAAAUUGCAAGGC